Rotaria socialis is the source of this 2736-nucleotide messenger RNA. The record is from the annotation of a GenBank genome assembly. Lineage: Eukaryota; Metazoa; Rotifera; Eurotatoria; Philodinida; Philodinidae.
AUGGAACGAACAAAUCCGAAAACAAAAAUUCAAUCAGUUCGUUUUCAGGAUAUACUUGUACAAAUUCAAACAGUUGAUUUUAAUGGUAUUGAAUGUUUGUGUUUGGAAGAUGUUCAACGACGUUGUCCCUCCGUCACUGCAUUAUGUUUUGAUAAUAUUCAAUUGAGUUUUCUUCGUGAUACUAAUGGUGAUCAACUUAUUCCAUUGCGAAUCGAAGCAAUCACAGAUCAAAUUAUUGACGCUGUAGAACCUGUAGAACAAUCGAAUGUUGUCAUGCACCGCUUUUUGAACCGGAUCGAUGCUAAUAUGCAAGAAAUGAACAAAAAAACUGAUAUUAUUCUUGCUAAUACACAAGAAACUCUCAUACGAAUAAAACAUGUUAUGACACAAAUGUACGAAUUACAUGAAUAUACUACACCUCGUUAUUUUUUUAUUCUACCAGCAAAACAUCACAAUUGGACAUCGAUCAAUACUGUGCAGAAUAUGUUUCUUCUUCAUUAUAAACUCUACUUCUUAUGUGAAUGCUCAGAUGAACCCGAUAAACUGCACAUAGCUCCACACGAUGGUUAUUCGAUUAAGAAACCAAGUGAAUUCAUUGCUAGUUAUGGAUCGUAUUUACGAACAACUGUAAAUAUUGCUCGAACGAUAUUAUCUAUCGGUGGUGUUGUUAUUCCUCAAUCAGAAACUGUAUCGCCACUUGUAGCGAGUGCUUUGCCACCAUUUACCAAGGAAUCAAGUAAUUACACGGAUGUCAACAGCAAAUUAGAUGUAGUAGAAAAAAUGUUGAAUCAAACAAAUGAUGAUCAUGCACGUGUCGAUUCAUCAAUGAUACAAAAAGCAGUACUACCCAAAGUUCCUCUUCAAGGUGCACAAUUACGAGAGCUUGAAGCUUUUCUGGAACAUGUCGAUGAUCAGCACAGUUUAGGAAACUUAUAUCGAAUCACUACGAAUGAUGGUCACGUCCGUUGGGUAUGUUUGGAACACUAUAAUGCUAUUGGCUAUCAUAGUAAAAUGUCAGAAUAUGUUCGUCAAUUGGAAUCUAUUGGCGGAAAAUUUAGUUACGAAACGAAAGAAGUUAUUCUAACGGGAAAUUUAACGGCUAAGAAUAUUACAAUGUUCUGUGACACGUUGACAAAAGGUUUCACAAUUUUGACGCUCGUACUUGAAAACUGUUCGAUUGACUCAAAAGAUCUUGACAAAUUAUUUGAUGUCAUUAUUAAUCGUUCUUCUAUUCAACGAAUUGUAAUCAUAACUGUUGAAGUUCGUAAAUGGAUGAAAAUGUCGAAAUAUAUUUGUAAUUAUAUGAUGAUUCAUUUAAAAAAUCAAUCAUUGAAAGUACAAUUUUCGAAUCAAUGUCAAACUGAGGAUGCAAGACUACUUGCUCGACUUCUACGACAAAAUAAAAUAUGUCGAACAUUUAAUUUCUUCGGUUAUGAUAUUCCCAUCAACAGUCAAGAUCUGUUACGUUGUCUCAAAGAGACUGGAGAACUAACAACAUUAGUCAUACAUCAUUUUAUGAAUAUAGAAUUCUUAAAUGAGAUUCUUACUUCGAAUUGUUCACCAAGUCGAAUAAAAUUGAGUGAUUGUUUUAAUUUAUCAUCAACUUUAUUUGGUCUUUGUCAAGCUGUUGGGCAAAAUGAAAACCUUGUUGAUCUUGAUAUUAUGGAUAAUACUUGUAUUGAUGAUAAAGCUGCUACUGUUGAACUUUUAACUGUAUUACGAAAACAUAAAUCGAUCAAAUAUGUCCGUCUACAUGUUUUCAAUAUAAAACCGUCAAAUGAAAAUGAAACUUGUCUCAUUACUUCAUUGUUACAAGAUUCAUUUAUUUCUCAUUUACGCAUAUCAGAGUCCAUUAUUUCUCCUGAGCUUAUAGAAGCACUUAUUCAUGCUGCUGAACAACGUCAUUCAUUAACCUAUCUUGAGUUUUACAAUAGUCAAUUAAACUGUGAUACUGUUUCUAGAUUGCAGCUUUUAUAUGCAAAUGAAAGUUUAACUCAUUUAUUCAUAUCUGAACAGCAAUAUUUUUCUACUGGAAUCAUAGAGAUCCGAGAACAACUUAAUAACGAAAUUUCACACUAUCAAAAAGCGAAGCUUGAAAAACAAAUUACACAAGCUUACAUUUAUUCGUCGGUAUGUUUAGAUAAUAUGGAUUUAGUCGAUCAAUACAUGGAGACCAUUGUCAAACAAACGAUUAUAAUUAAACAAUGUAGCUUUAUAUCUUUACAGUUCAAUAAAUUCACAUCAAUUGGCAUAUCAAUAUUAGCUGGUGCAUUAACUGAUAACAAUACAUUGGAAACAUUAUAUCUUGGAAAUAAUUAUAUUUCUGAUGGUGGUGUUUAUUUUCUUGCUAACAUACUUUCAGUGAAUAAUCAUACUUUGAAAACACUUGUUCUUCAAAAGAAUAGAAUUACUGAUAGAGGUGCAAAAUAUCUUGCACGCAUGCUAGAAACCAAUCAAACAUUAGUAUGGUUAUAUCUCGGCGAAAAUGAAAUUAGUGAUGAAGGCGUUCGUGUAUUGGCUCAAACAAUUGAAAAUCAAAAUCAUACAUUAGAAUUGUUAGUUCUCUCCAGUAAUAAAUUAGUGUCAGAUGUGAGUAUUGAUUAUCUUCGUCAAAUGAUCGAACAUAAUCAAUCGUUGAAAAAACUAUGGUUAGAUGAUUGUAGUUUAUCAGAAACAGGCAAACAAACGCUCACUAAGAUUCCAGAAUCGAAGAAAGAUUUUUAUAUUCGUGUAUGA